GCGAUUCUUUGACAAGCUUUCAGAAUCUCUCCACAGUCCCCAGCAUAAACCCUGAAUCUCCAAUCCCGCAUAAAAACAAGACAAUCCUCUGAAUUCCUAGAGCCCUAGAUCCCACAAUGGCCCUUCGCCUUAAGCUCCGAUCAAUCUUGCUGCUUCAAAACCGCCGCCGUUUCUCAACCUCAAUCCUAAAUCCCAACUCAAAUACCCCACUGACCGGCAAGGAAAAGUCUCGGGCCGCGCUCUCUCUCCUUCGGGCCGAGAAGAACCCAGAACGAAUACUCGACAUUUGCCGCGCUGCUUCGCUGACUCCGGAAUCCCAUCUCGACCGCGUCGCCUACUCCAAAGCCAUUUCCAAGCUUAGGGACUUAAAUUACUUCAAUGGGAUUCGGUCUUUUGUCGAGGAGUCCAUGGCCCGGCCCGAUAUGAAGUCCGAGCGAUAUAUUUCCCAUUUUGUUGUUCUGUAUGGGCAGGCUGGCAUGGUUGCUGAUGCACGCAAGACGUUUGAGGAAAUGCACGAGAUGGGUCUCGAUAGAACGGUAAAAACACUUAAUGCUUUGCUGUUUUCUUGCGUUUUAGCCAAGGACUACAAGGAAAUGAAGCGGAUUUAUAUGGAAUAUCCAAAAAUUUAUGGGAUUGUCCCGAAUUUAGAUACUUACAAUAAUGUGAUCAAAGGGUUUUGUGAGUCUGGUGAGUCGAGUUCUUGUUACUCGAUAUUGGCUGAAAUGGGUAGGAAAGGGGUUAAGCCGAAUGGGACAACGUUUGGGACGAUGAUUGCUGGAUUUUAUGAGGAGGAGAAAUUUGAGGAUGUCGGUAAAGUGUUGAAGAUGAUGAAAGAAGAGCAUAGCAUAACUCCUGGGACUAGUAUUUAUAACAUUAGGAUUCAGAAGCUGUGCAAGUUAAAGAGGAGUAGGGAGGCAAAAGCAUUGUUUGAGAGUAUAUUGUCGAGAGGCUAUAAGCCGAAUAAAGUAACUUAUUAUCACUUAAUUCACGGGUUCUGUAAGGAGGGAGAUUUGGAGGAGGCAAAAGGGUUGUUUGAGAGGAUGGUGAAGAGUGGGAUUAAACCCGAAGGCGAAUGCUAUUUCACUCUGGUUUACUUCCUGUGUACAGGUGAGGACUUUGAGGCUGCACUAAAGAUCUGUAAAGAGUGUCUUGCAAAGGGUUGGGUUCCAAAUUUCACGACUAUGAAGUUGCUUGUGGAGGGUCUGGCUAGCAUUUCAAAGGUCGAUGAAGCAAAGGAGAUUAUUGGGCACCUAAAAAAGGAGUUCUCAGCAAAUGCUGAUCGGUGGACUGAGAUUGAAGAAGGAUUGACAAAGUAGACAGGAUGAACAUGGUAGUCUAUUGAAUCUGCUUCUGCAUCAUACGAUGAUCAUACUGAGACCAAGUUAGAAAUAAUUUGUACGUAAUUUUUGUCUGGAUAGAAUUGUAGUUUUCUACUCAGUUCUGGUAGCUCGGACAAGUUUUGAUUUUGAUAAUUUUGUUAUGAUCAGUUGCUCAGUUUAUUAAGGUGUUUUAUCAAUUAAACUAACUCUGCUGGAGAUAAAUGGUACCCAAAUGCAGUUCAACGUAUCAUAUUUCCUUUCGCAUACAUUUGGAGAUACGUUUCCAUAACAUGAAUGUACCACCGGUGCUGCUUUUAUAUGUAUUAGGCUUCAGACA
Coffea arabica (coffee) is the source of this 1656-nucleotide messenger RNA. RefSeq names its product pentatricopeptide repeat-containing protein At1g11630, mitochondrial-like. Gene Ontology annotation, molecular function: protein binding. Lineage: Eukaryota; Viridiplantae; Streptophyta; Magnoliopsida; Gentianales; Rubiaceae. The record is from RefSeq and is a predicted model, not a curated record.